This is a messenger RNA of Echinostoma caproni, 2205 nucleotides long. NCBI's taxonomy places the organism in Eukaryota, Metazoa, Platyhelminthes, Trematoda, Plagiorchiida, Echinostomatidae. The record is from the annotation of a GenBank genome assembly.
GGAUUUUGUGGUGGUGGUCGUCGUGGUCGUGAUGAUGAUGAUGAUGAUGUGUUGGGCGACGGCGGAGCGUGUUUUCGUUGCUAUUUUGCCACGGGGCAUGAUGGCGUGUGUCGAACAAACUUGUUUCGCAAGGACUACUACUCAUCUUCGUGUCUGUGUGUGUGCUGACUGUUCGUCGGAACGAAACGAACAUUGAUCACGUGUGCCGCGUGCCAACGACCAAUCCACGCACAAGAUCUAGUGAUGCGUGCACUACACGCCAUUUAUCAUUACACUUGCUUUACCUGCCGUCAAUGUCAUCGAUUGCUCCAACCGGGCGAGCAUUUCGUCCUGAGGCACGGACAACUAAUGUGUAAUCAUUUGGCUUGUCAAGCCCGUGAGCCGAGGGAUCAAUCGAGUUUCGAACCCAAUUCCAUGUCAAAUCCCCGAUCGACCGAAUCCAAUUCACAUGACUCGAGCGCAACUGGCGAGCCGACCACUCCGCAUUCAUUUCCGUUCCGGCCAUUUGAACAGUCGGAAGAAUUGGUGUUGUUGUCGUCGUCAUCGGUAGAUAAAACCGUAUCCCCAAACGAGUCCGAUUACGCCAAACGCGAUGUGUCGGGAUCGAAUUUGGGUCAAGAUGUUGUUGCACAGAUGAUUGUGACUUCGGUGUGUGAACAAUUUGCGGGUUUUCCCAAACAGACUCAGAUGGACGAGGAUAAUGAAAUCGAAUCCGGUAGUCCAAAUCGAACCUCUCAUUCUAAUGGUUUUCCCCGUCUUGUAUCAACGAAUCGUUUUAUGUGUGACUUGAACAUCAACCCCUUGUAUCGUUCUGGUGAUCUAAUAGAGCCGGAAAAUGAAAUUCGAACGGACAGUAAUACAAUGAAUCGUCUAGAUCUGUCAUCAGUCCCACUUCCCUUUCCACAAUCCACGUCACCCACACCAGGGGUGUACGGUCUCUUAGCUGAAAACGACUUCACACCAACUGUGAUCUAUCCCCAUUUGAAUCGUUCUCCGAAAAUGACUCCGCUUCCUCCCGGCGAUGUUGGUUCGAUGAAUCCAAACCCGCUGUUAUCUCAAAUUCAAAACCGUCUCUGCCCAAUUCGAGGGAUGAGUCAAGGUGGAGUGUGUGAAGACCUAGCCAAACUGGUCAGUUAUUCAUCCUUUUUGCCUACGACUGGCGUUUCACCAAUUCCGUCCAGUCCACGAAUUGGCACAGCCAAUUCCCUGCUCAAAUUGAUUGAGCCGGGCACUUCUAUGCUGUAUGGACCGAACGGAGUGAUCACCGGUCAUAGUAUCCCGGGUCCAGGACCACUUCUGUUAGCCCAAUCGGCACAGAAGAGAAAUCGCAAGAGGCGCACGGGUUUGCACCAAACAUUUGAUGGUGUGUGCGUGACCAGUCCAAACGGCUAUUGCGUGGGAUUAUCACAACGACAAAAACGAAUGCGGACCUCAUUCAAGCACCAUCAGUUGCGCGCGAUGAAAGCAUACUUCAAUAUGAAUCACAAUCCAGAUGUGAAAGAUCUCAAGGUGCUAACGGAGAAAACCGGACUGUCAAAACGUGUGCUACAGGUCUGGUUCCAGAAUGCUCGAGCCAAAUAUCGCCGCAGUCUGCUUCGACAGGAUGGACCAAACUCAAGUAAUAGUACAAAUGUGAACAGCAGCAACAACAACACCAACAGUAAUGCCACCACCACCACCACCACCAACAAUAAUAAUAACAACAUUAACUUGAUGUCCACCACUAUCUCGGUCAUAAACACCACAACUACGGCAAGCAAUAUCACAAGCAAUGUGACCAAUAUAACUGCGAACGGAAUGACCACAUCAUCCACAGGCAGUACGUCUGAUCUUGCCCUUUUAUCGAACAACUCACUAUCGGAUUGCGAUAGCAAGUCGUCGCAUUUCGAUAUGACAGAAGUCGGGAGUCAUUUGUCACCAAAAUCUCUCUAUCCACACAACCACUCAUUUAUGACUGACGAGGGGACGGAUUCCGCAAUGGAUUUGUUGGCUGAAAUACGACGACCGCAAAUGACUGUGAAAACGGACGAUUCAGCGGGCAUUUACGGUUUGGGACUGGUUGCCAGCCCCCCUUUGCCCAUCGGAUCCGCUUUGCCCUCGACAUUCGAGGUUCAACGAUCCCGAACACCAACGACAACAUUCACUUUUAUUUCAUCGGGUUGCAGACAACGAGAUUUGUGUACUCUUGGCAGUAUUCAUGGUUAG